AUGGGAUGUAGUGGAGGCAGAGUCAGGUUCAACUUUGGGAAGGCGCUGUCCAAAGCCUCGGUGUUUUUCACCAUGGUCCUGAUCUUCACCUACUUCUUCUACUGCCUCACCGGAUUGUGCGACUCGGCUCCGAGGACCCUGUACACCCAGCGGGGGGUCGACGGGGACUAUGACGCUCUGGACGAACUACGACCAGCUCGGAACCGCACUGACUCCGCGGAGGCACCGGGGAUGGACGCGCCAGCGGGACGCAUCCCCGUGUCCAACACCUUCGAGACCAAAAGGUUCCCACAGGCGAUUAUAAUCGGCGUGAAGAAAGGAGGGACCCGAGCUCUGCUGGAGUUUCUGCGCAUCCACCCGGACGUGAGAGCGGUCGGUUCUGAGCCACACUUCUUCGACAGGUUUUAUGAUAAAGGGCUGGAGUGGUACAGGAACCUGAUGCCUCGGACACUGGACGGACAGAUCACCUUGGAGAAAACCCCCAGCUACUUUGUCACAAAGGAGGCUCCUGGCCGUGUCUGCACCAUGAACUGCCAAACCAAGCUCAUUGUGGUGGUCAGGGAUCCUGUGACCCGGGCGGUGUCUGACUACACCCAGACACUGUCCAAGAACCCAGGCCUCCCAUCCUUCCAGAGCCUGGCCUUGAAGAACUCCUCCACAGGUCUGAUUGACACCACGUGGAGCGCCGUGCGCAUCGGCCUCUACGCCAAGCAUCUGGAGAACUGGCUGCAGCACUUCCCCCUGUCUCAUUUUCUGUUUGUCAGUGGUGAGCGGUUGGUUAGCGACCCGGCCGGGGAGAUGGGCAGGGUGCAAGACUUCCUGGGUCUGAAAAGGGUUGUUUCAGACAAACACUUCUACUUCAACCAGACCAAAGGUUUCCCCUGCUUGAAGAAGCCUGAGGGGAGCAGCAGACCUCGCUGCCUUGGGAAGUCAAAGGGCAGACCCCAUCCCCAGAUUCCCUCCGAGGUCCUACAGAGACUGAGAGACUUCUACCGGCCCUUCAACCAGCACUUCUACCAGAUAAGCGGACAAGACUUUGGGUGGGACUAA
Limanda limanda (common dab) is the source of this 1050-nucleotide messenger RNA. RefSeq names its product heparan sulfate glucosamine 3-O-sulfotransferase 6-like. The transcript is spliced from 2 exons. Gene Ontology annotation, molecular function: [heparan sulfate]-glucosamine 3-sulfotransferase activity. Lineage: Eukaryota; Metazoa; Chordata; Actinopteri; Pleuronectiformes; Pleuronectidae. The record is from RefSeq and is a predicted model, not a curated record. The coding region runs from base 1 to 1050 and encodes 349 amino acids.